CAUCGCCAAAAGCCGGUGCAGAUCGCGUACGAGUCGGCGCCCGUGGCCCUGUCGGCCGACUUCCUCAUCGCAGACCCGCCCGACGCCCGGCCCGUGACGCUCACGGCCGUCGACUGGGCCCAGACGGCCGUGCCCGAGUUCGCCGGCCUAUACGCCGUGGUGCUGGAGCACGUGCUCAGCGCGAGCGAGUGCGCGACGCUCCUACGGCUAGCCGAGGACAGUGUGCCGCCAACACUGCGCAACAGCGACAGCGCGUGGAACCCGGCGCUGGUCAACAUCGGCGCCGGGUUCGAGGUGCUCGACCCCGGCUACCGCAACAGUGACCGCAUCAUCUGGGACAACCAAGAGGUCGUCGACCGGCUGUGGGGCCGGUGCCUGCGCGCGCCGGGGCUCGGCGAGCGCUUGGGUGUUGUCGAGAAUGACCCGGCCGUCAUGGGCCCGUCGCGCCGCGGCCGCUGGGAAUUCCGCCGCGUCAACGAGCGCAUGCGCUUCCUCAAGUACGCCGGCGGGCAGUUCUUCAAGCCGCACUGCGACAGCCCGUACCGCGAGACGAGCGCCGACGGCAGCAGCACGCUCGAGACCGUGUUCACGGUGCACCUGUACCUGAACGACUCCAAGGCGGAAGCCGAAGCCGGCGACAGGGACGCGACCGAGCUCGUCGGUGGCGCCACGUCGUUCCUGUCGUCAGACGAGAAGCGCCGCGAGGACGUCAACCCAAAGGCCGGCCGCGUGCUCAUCUUCCAGCACCGCCGCCUGCUACACUCGGGCGACGACGUCGUCAAAGGUGUAAAGUAUACUAUGCGCACCGAUAUCAUGUACGAGCGCGUUCCGGACAGGGAGGAUGAGGCGGCGGUG
Molecule: messenger RNA, 855 nt
Organism: Lasiosphaeria miniovina
Lineage: Eukaryota; Fungi; Ascomycota; Sordariomycetes; Sordariales; Lasiosphaeriaceae
Exons: 2
Biological process (GO): peptidyl-proline hydroxylation to 4-hydroxy-L-proline
Cellular component (GO): endoplasmic reticulum
Molecular function (GO): L-ascorbic acid binding; procollagen-proline 4-dioxygenase activity; iron ion binding
Source: RefSeq, a predicted model, not a curated record